AUGAACCACGCUCGAUCUAAUCACCGGGCCGCUCUCGGCGGUGGCAAUUAUCCAUAUCACGCUACUUUUGCUCCUUUGUCGUUCUCCACCACUAGUGCUGCUGCGAACCAGAUGUCUGCCGACGAGAAAUUCAAUUCCAUCAAGCCCGAAAUACCGGCCAGACGUUUGACAGUCGUCUUCUGGGUUGUCAUGUCCCUCUACGCCUGUGCACGACUUGUCAACAACUUCGAUUGGUUUUCGAGCAAAAAGUUUGAACCACAAUGCCCUCAAAGCGCUGUUCUUACUCCGAAGAAGAAUUGGGAGGUGUGGGAGGUUUUGAACACUCAGAUCAGCACGCUGGAUUUCCAGGAAAGCGCGGUAAACUGGCUCGCGGGGGCGGUUCGAGUGCCAACCGAGUCAUUCGAUGAUAUGGGAGACGUCGGUGUCGAUCCUCGAUGGGAUGCCUUCAAGCCUUUCCACGAGUACCUCUUCUCUGCCUUCCCACUCGUCCACGCCACGCUCAAUUUGACGAAGAUCAACACCUAUGGCCUUCACUACGAGUGGAAGGGAUCCGACGCGUCUCUCAAACCACUGCUUCUGGCCGCUCAUCAAGAUGUAGUCCCUGUCGAACCGAGCACUGUCAAACAAUGGAAAUACCCCCCUUACUCGGGAUUCUUCGAUGGGAAGAGAAUCUGGGGACGCGGAAGUUCUGAUGAUAAGAACGGUCUCAUUGGUAUUCUUUCUGCCAUAGAAACCCUUCUGGCAGCCCAGUUCCGACCGACUAGAACUGUCGUUCUUGCGUUUGGAUUCGAUGAGGAGGCCAGUGGGCUCCAAGGCGCUGGUACUCUAGCUCCACAUCUUGAGAACGUGUACGGGGAAAAUGGCAUCGGCAUGAUCGUUGACGAAGGAUCAGAAUUUGAGGAGCAAUUUGGCACUGUGAUCGCCACGCCAGGAAUUGCCGAGAAAGGUUAUCUCGAUGUCCUGGUCGAAGUGACGUCACCUGGCGGGCACUCGAGUAUUCCUCCUGCGCAUACGAGCAUCGGAGUUCUCUCUGCUCUUCUGGUGCAUUUCGAACAGCAGCCUCCGAAGGUCGAAAUUUCCAGACAUGAGCCGAUGUUCGACACCCUCCAGUGCCUCGCAGAGCACGGAAAGUCGGUUCCUCCAAAGCUUCGUGACACCAUCAAGAAUUCGAUCGCGUCCUCCAAAGCGCUCGAUGCAUUGCAAGCAUUCAUUCGCUCAGACGCGUCUCUCAGCAGUCUUGUCAGCACUACGCAAGCAAUAGACAUGAUCAACGGUGGCGUAAAGUCGAACGCACUCCCAGAACGUGCAUGGGCCCUGGUCAACCACCGUAUCUCCGUGCUCAGUUCUGUGGCUGAGCUCAAGGCGCGCGAUGCAGACCUUCUUGUCCCUCUGGCCGAGAAAUUCAACUUGACUUAUACGGCCUUUGGCAAACUCAUCUCGGAAGAAGGAGCCACGGGAAAAGGCGCUUUGAAUUUAAGCACCACAUACGCUGGCCUGGAGCCAGCACCUAUCACUCCGACAGGCAACGACGCAGGACCGUAUCAGCUGCUCUCGGGUACAAUUAAAUCGACUUUCAACGCUCACCGGUCUCUCGACAAUCCCGACGCGAUCAUCGUUGCGCCUAGCAUGAUGUCUGGAAAUACCGAUACGUGCUCUUAUUGGAGGCUUUCCAAGCACAUAUUCCGGUAUAACCACCACAAUACCGAUAGUGCAGGUCCUGAUGAGCUGAUGUCGAAUAUCCACACUGUGAAUGAAUUUGCUGAUGUUGACGCGUUCAUGGAAAUGAUACUUUUUUUCGUGACACUAAUUCUUAAUGCCGAUGAGUCUGCGUCAUUGUAA
Cyclocybe aegerita is the source of this 1839-nucleotide messenger RNA. Lineage: Eukaryota; Fungi; Basidiomycota; Agaricomycetes; Agaricales; Hemipholiotaceae. The record is from the annotation of a GenBank genome assembly.